UCUUUUGUAUCUCUACUUGGACAAGACUCCACAGAGGGGUCUGCGUUCAAGCUUAGACUCUAGAAGUCACCGGAAAACUACUUCUCUAGUGUUUUUUAGCCGGUUUUCCGGCUGAAAUCACCAUGGAUGACGCUGAUUUUAUACCGUUUCCGGGGAAUCUUGAUCCCAGAGCUCAAGAAUUCUUCCCGAGGAAUCCGUACACUUACCCUUUACCUUCGGUGCAAUUCUACUACCCUUACCAUCCUCAUCCCCCGCUGCCGCCGCCGCCGGCGCAGUACGGCGAAGUUAUGGCGUACCCUCAACAACCCGCGCUGCCAGCUCCGUGUCUGCCGCCGCAGAGCUCGGUUCCGACGCGAACGCUGCUGGUGAGCAUGGUGCCCUCCGACGUGAGCGAGUCGCUGGUGAGGCGGGAGCUGGAGGUGUUCGGCGACGUGAGGGCCGUAGAGAUGGAGAGGGUUAGGGACGGGGUGGUGACCGUCCAUUUCUACGACCUCCGCCACGCCCAGGCGGCGGCGGCGGAGAUUCAGGACCAGCACAUGCAGCAGCAGUACCGUCUCCGCCGCCAUUUCGAAUCGGUCGCCGCCGGCGUCUCCUUACCGCUGCCGCUUCCCUCUCCGGCCCCCGGCCUAAUCUCCGGCCAGGCAGUGUGGGCUCAGUUCAUAAUCCCGGUCACCUGCACCAUUCCCGGCGGAAAUAAUCAGGGCACGCUGGUGUUGCUCAAUCUGGACCCCGGCGUUUCCGCCGCCCACCUCAAAGACAUUUUUAGAGCUUUUGGUGCCGUGAAGGAACUGAGAGAGACGCCGAUGAAACGCCACCAAAGAUUCGUGGAGUUCUAUGAUGUUAGAGACGCCGCCAAUGCGUUAGUGCAUAUGAAUCGCAAGGAAAUAAAUGGCAAGCCUGUGUUCAUCGAAUUCAGCCGCCCCGGCGGCAAUAAUAGCCGGAGAAGGUACCCAAGACCAAUCCCAUUCUCCUCCCCCAAACCCCGUCCCCGUCCAAUCACCACCCAGUCACCGCCGCCGCCGCCGUAUCGCCACCACACCUCCAAUCACCCCGGUGCGUCGUCGCUUCAUGAUUCCAUGGAAUCAUUGACCAUCAGGAAUGGAAACGGAAACGGGAAUGGGAAUGGUAAUGAUUGGUAUAAUGGAUGUUUCCGGAGCAAUUCAAAGAAGAGUUUGAGGAAGAAUCACGGCAAGAACUCUCCAUCUCGGUCCCCGUCUUCUUCUUCGUCGUCGUCGAAGCAGAAUCGGGGAAAGACGGCGACCGGGAAGCCAUGGAAGAAAUCCAUCGUGGGUGGAAACGAGAACGAUCCUCGUUUCAUGAUAAAUGAAGACGAUAUUGAGGAAUCUGAUUGCAGGGAUAACAGAACAACUAUCAUGAUCAAGAACAUCCCCAACAAGUACAGUCAGAAGCUCCUGCUGAACAUGCUGGACAACCACUGCAUUCACUGUAACGAUCAGAUUGCCCCCGCCGCUCCCCACGACGGCGCCGAUCACCACCCCCACCACCCCAUAUCCUCCUAUGAUUUCGUCUAUCUCCCAAUUGAUUUCGUGAACAAGUGCAACGUGGGAUAUGGGUUUGUGAACAUGACUUCCCCAGAAGCAGCAUGGAGGCUGUACAAGGCGUUUCAUCUUCAAACCUGGGAAGCCUUCAACUCCAGGAAGAUCUGCGAAGUAACUUACGCUAGAAUUCAGGGGAUAGAGGCGCUGAAAGAACAUUUCAAGAACUCGAGGUUCCCGUGCGAGGCGGAGGAGUACAUGCCGGUGGUGUUCUCGCCGCCGCGGGAUGGGCGGACGUUGACGGUGCCGCUGCCCAUCUUCGGCUGCGGGGAAAACCCUCCUGAAGGUGGUGAUGAUGGGGGCGCAGGAAUUGAUGAAGGCGGCGGCGAUGGUGGAGACUUUGGGGAUGGUAAUGAUGAGAAUUGAAUUAAAAAAACGGUGGGGGAGAAGUUUGCAUGGUUGACAUUCGUCCAAGAAUCAAGAUUUUCUUGAUUCCAUGGCGACUAUAAAAAAGAUUUCCCCCAGAUCAGAUCAGAUCAGAGAUCUUCUUCUUCUCUCACCUCAUCAAUGCUAUUUCUUUCUUUUCUCCAUGGUUGACGGUAGGCUAGCUUACUUUCUGUCACUUCAAACUCAAAAUAGCUAUGGUUUUGCUGUCUCCACUACCCCCCCCUAUAUGACGUUGUAUUAAGGUAGCAGUAGUGGAAAUGCAUGCAAAACGGUGGAGUCUAGACUAGUUCCUAUAAUAAUACCAUAAAUUAAU
Molecule: messenger RNA, 2256 nt
Organism: Ipomoea nil (Japanese morning glory)
Lineage: Eukaryota; Viridiplantae; Streptophyta; Magnoliopsida; Solanales; Convolvulaceae
Product: protein terminal ear1 homolog
Exons: 5
Coding region: 123-1922 (599 amino acids)
Molecular function (GO): RNA binding
Source: RefSeq, a predicted model, not a curated record